ACAUCCUUUCAUUACUGUUUUGCAACAAAGACCAGCGUGACAGCUCUGUCUCAAUACUGUGCAAUACAAAGGUAAUCACAAAGCCUUAUUUCACUUUUAAAAACAAAUUUUACAUACAGGUGCUACUGUAUGUAAAAUGCAGAACAGCACCAUAGCUACUCCACAGUUAAUUAGUCCAGAAUUUGAUCCAGACAGAUGGCUUUGACAAGUGUCAGUUCAAUGGCUUGAUUGAAAGCCAAAGACCUGGGUGACAAUAAGCUGCAUUCCCUCCUCACUCCUUGUGUGUCAGCCUCCAAGGCCAACCCAUGAGUUAGCAGAAUUUCAUGUUCYGUGAUGGUUGYGGAAAUUUCUUGCCUUUUCCUUGCUCAUACACUCUGCCCAAAGCUUUCCCACGGCAAACCUCAGUUCCUGCAGUAAAAGAGAAAAUGGAUAACUGUUCCUUAAGCACCUGCUCUGUGCCAGCCCAGACUUUGUAGAUGUCUUUUUAACCAAUCUCGGCCAGCGCUUUUCCAAUCUAACAAGCUCUGUGUAGCUGUUCAGCCUUUGAAAGCUCUUCCUCACCUUCCUUGGCCACUGUCUUUGUAGCCUUGGCUAUUUGCUCACACUGCCACUUUUGCCUCACUCGUCCCCCUUCUAGGAGGCAAGAUUUUGUAAUUUACUAGUAAGCUUUAUACAUUUUUGUUGGCUUUGACUUGUCUUGCUCUUUUAGAUUAGUUAACARGUAUUUUUGGAGUCAGUUUAGUCAGUGAUUAUCACCCUUUUUCUGUCUGGGAAUCAAAAGCCAGCCUCCUGGAGGUAUUCCAAGUCCUUCAGGACAGUAUGAGCAAGCUCUUUUCUGGCAGUGCUGGCCAGCUGACAGGUGCUUUUUUAUGUAGGACAAUGAUAGGCAAGAUAAAGAUGUGAGACAGGAGACAGGGAAGCAGAGACUAAGGCAAUGUUUAAUAUUUUUUUKAUCUCAGUGAUUUUUAUGGUUUUUCCUCCCUUGUGCCAUGCAAAUAUCCUAAAGGAUAUUGGGAAGGGAUGAAGACCAGCAGUAUUUUGUAAAGAGAUUAAAUUUGCCACGUCUGCCUUUACUCUCUUUUGCAACGUUCCUGCACCUGUUCUGUAUGUUCUUUCAUUUCUCAGUGUGUGGGCUGCUGUUUUCAUGACAUCCCCUGGCUCCACAAUUCUGAAUGACUCUCCAUGUGUUGCAAAAGAUUGAGAGAGAUGAUGUACCUGUUGACCUUGUCAGGAGAAUAAUUGGGAAGUAUAGGCAAGAUGAAGGUCUGUGGUGUGGGGUUUUUAAUUUCUUUUUUUUGGGGGGGAUUGUUUGCUUUAUGAUGUUAUAAAAGGUGGUUUGCCUGGAGUUUAAAAUACCACAUCAAAGCCUAUUCUACUUUCACUGCUUUCUUUUUUUUUAUAGUGGCUGGUAAAAAAAAAAGGUCAGCUAAGGGUAACUUAGAUAUCCUAAUUAUGUAAAGGGAAAGURUCCAUUUUGUUACUGACUUAACUUUAACAGCUACAGAAAGAGCUGGUAGAGAGCAUGCAAAACUUAAGGGCGGCUAAAAGCUGGUUGAUAUUUUCACAUGAGACAUGUUGUAAUGUAGUGAAGACUCUUUGAGAUAARCUUUGUGUUGGCUUAAAUGGCUGCACAUGUCAGUAAGAGGGAAAUACAUACACGAAGSAGAUGGAUUAUCCUUAUCUGGUGCAGAUGUGAAGCCUUAAUAGCAGGUGAAGGCAUAAACUGAGUGGGUCACUGAGCCUUUGGUAAUGAGCAGAGCCUACGCUCUCUUUGUUAGGGCACGUACUGUGACAUAAAUACAGGCGGAUUUAGUACUUACAGGAGUUACUAUUUGUAUGUCUAUUUGAUGGAAACAUUCAAAAUUAGGAAAACUUCAAAAAUUAGGCAUAUUGGUAGAUUUGAUUUUGYUAAUGGAGGGUUUGUGCUCUGCACAGGGAGGAGAAACUUAGUUUAGCUCAAAAAGGUGAAGACAGGGAAGGGUGAAACCUCAUUACCAAAGCUGCUCCUGAAAUACUGUGGAUACAAAAUAUUGGCACCUGUUUUCUGUCAACAGAGACAACUUGAAAGCCCUUAAAAUGAGUGGGCUACCCUGCAGAUUGAGGAGGGAGUAAAAAAGAGGAAGGCACUGCCACUCGAAAACCUAAUCUCCACUGGGAUCAUCCAGAGAGAUGAGACCUCCAUGGAAGAGGAGAUUGCUGGCCGGUGCCAAGGGUGCUUCAGCCUUGCUGAUGUCAUGUACUUCUCCAAGAAGGGCUGUGAGGCAGUUGCAGAAGAUGAAGUCACUCGACGGUUCUCCUCCGAGGAGCUGUUGUCCUGGAAUCUCCUCAGCAGAACUAAUGCCAACCUGCAUCAUGCCAGCUGGAAACUGGCUGCUGUGUGGAUCACUGGCAUCCUAAUUCGGUAUUGCCUCCUGCUGCCUUUCCGCAUCUGCUUGUCUGUUUUCAGCAUCCUGUUGCUGGUGCUGGCCAGUGCAGUAGUAGGACAGUUUCCAAAUGGCAGAGUUAAAGGCUGGCUGAGCAGCCAGGUCCAGAUGAUWUGUGCCACCUUAGGUGUCCGAUGUCUGACUGGCCUUGUUCAUUUCCACAACAGGGAAAACAAACCACAGGAAGGAUGCAUCUGUGUAGCCAACCACACGUCUCCAUUGGAUGUCCUAAUCCUGACCAGUGAUCAAUGCUAUUCCUUGGUUAGCCAGGUACAUGGAGGGCUUAUGGGACUUAUUCAAAAAUGCUGUAUGCAAACUUCUCAGCAUGUCGUGUUUGAACGCUCAGAAAUGAAAGACCGUCACCUGGUGAGGAAAAAAAUUAGAGAACAUAUUGCAGAUAAGGCCAAGUUACCCAUUUUAAUUUUCCCAGAAGGUACCUGCAUUAACAACACAUCAGUAAUGAUGUUCAAGAAGGGAAGCUUUGAGGUAGGAGGGACCAUCCAUCCAGUAGCAAUCAAGUAUGACCCCCGUUUUGGAGAUGCCUUCUGGAACAGCAUGAAGCAUUCCAUGAUGACCUAUGCUUUUAAUGUGUUGACCAGCUGGGCUAUUGUCUGCAAUGUGUGGUACCUGCCACCRAUGGUCAAAGAGGAAGAAGAAGAUGCUGUUCACUUUGCUGACAGAGUCAAGGCUGUCAUUGCUGCUCGGGCAGGAAUGUCUAUGCUUCCUUGGGAUGGGGGACUGAAAAGGAAAAAGGUCAAAGAGUCUUUCAAGGAAGAGCAACAGAAAAAAUAUUGCCAGAUAGUAAUASAAAAUGAAUUUGUGGGAAAUGGAAAUGUUUGUUAAAUGCUAUUUAUUUUAUCUCAUUUUUCCAUUACUUACCUCUACCAGAAAACAGACUGGUUUUAGAUURAACCAAACAUGUUUUCCUUCUGUCCCUGUAAGAUAUUUUGCAUGUGACACAGCAGGGAAACCAUGAAGAGAUAACCUUAUUUAAUGUGAAGUACUAUAAUUAUGCAAAUAGUAAAACAUACAAUAUGGUAAUAAAAUUCUCCCCAAUGCUGAGAAGAAUCUACAAUAAAAUUAAUUAUGUUCAUUAAAAUACCAUUUAAAAAUAUUUGCAAUGCUUUGAGUUCUGAAAUGGUUACUUGUAAUAAAACACCUCUGUACUGCUAGACUUUCUCAGUGAUUUGGACUAGCAGUAUUCCUGUGAGCCACAGUAACCAUGUGGCUCUAGAGGCAGACCUCCUGAUGUCAGAAGACAUGAAGCAGUUCACCAAARUAUGUUUUUUUAAUUGGAUGUUGGACAGGAAAUGCUGGAUGUUAGAGGGAAAAAGGCAGGUGCUGACUUUCCCCUCCGUGUGASAAGACCCAGGGAUGGCAUGGUAGAAAGUUUUCUGCUCUUUGUCAGAGCAGAACAGUAUCCAGGGCAGCAUGUCCCUGAUGUUGGGUGUGUCAAGCUGAGAUAAAUUAGUCACAGCCAAGUACAGUGUAAUAGAAAAUAUACUGUGUUUUUAAAUUAUAUCUUGUGGUUUUGUUACAUCCCUUUCUGUGUCUGUUUGUUUGCAUUACACAAAUUAAAGAAAA
Messenger RNA from Malurus melanocephalus (red-backed fairy wren), 4007 nucleotides. Its product is annotated as glycerol-3-phosphate acyltransferase 3-like. Gene Ontology annotation, cellular component: endoplasmic reticulum. The transcript is spliced from 12 exons. Gene Ontology annotation, biological process: triglyceride biosynthetic process. Gene Ontology annotation, molecular function: glycerol-3-phosphate O-acyltransferase activity. Lineage: Eukaryota; Metazoa; Chordata; Aves; Passeriformes; Maluridae. The record is from RefSeq and is a predicted model, not a curated record. The coding region runs from base 2181 to 3266 and encodes 361 amino acids.